CUAAAUAGUCUAAAACCAAUUAUUUAAUCAAUGAAAAGUACUGCUCAUUGGAUAAAGUCCAACAAUUUGUCGAACGCAAGCACACAUACACACACACACACACACACCAUAUCCUUCAUUUCUAUGAAAACAUCAUUUUCCUAAUCACCAUUCACAAGUGUUUCAGCGUACAUAUCUCAAAGUACACAAUCAUUUCAGACUAUAUUUGCAUGUAUAAAUGUACAUUUAUAUAGAUGAACUAUAACGUCAUCACGAAGUUCUUCUGAAGACAUUUACAAUGAAGUUCAUCAUAAUACUACUGAUUAUGUUACAUAUAUUAUCAUAUAAUGUCCAUUCAAAUAGAACAUUGAAAUUUAAUGAAUUAUGGAAGAAAUGGAAAUCUCUAUAUGCUAAACAAUACAAUGAUCCAAAUGAAGAAUUGAUUCGACAAAGAAUUUGGAAUAAGAAUCUAAUCAAAAUUCAAUUGCAUAAUUUACGUUAUGAUUUAGGCUUUGAAACAUAUUCUAUUGGUUUAAGUCGAUUUACCGAUAUUGAAUGGAAUGAAUUUUGUUCAAUGUAUAAAGUUGACAAGAGAUUAAUCAUUCCUGAAUCAUCUUUUAUUGAAGAAGAUUAUGAUGUGAAUAAUAUUGGUUGGACACCGGAUUCAUAUGAUUGGCGUCAUUUGAAUGUUGUGAAUGAACCAAGAGAUGAAGGUUCAUGCAUUGGUUCGUAUGCAUUUGCUGUAACAGCUGUAACUGAAUCUCAAUAUGCUUUACGUACAUCCAAUCGAAAAAACUUUUCUGUACAACAGUUUAUUGAUUGUACACGUAUAUAUGGUAAUAUGGGAUGUCAUGGUGGCUACACAUUUACAUUGUUUAUUUAUUUACAAAAUUUUGGAUUAGAAACAGAAGAGAAUUAUCCUUUUACGGGUGAGGAUCAAGAUUGUCUAGCAAAUAGUUCAGAUGUGAUUGUUCAAUCGAUUGGUUAUAAAUUUCAUCGACAUGGUUAUGAAACAAUUUUGAAAUGGGCAGUGUACAAUGAAGGUCCAUAUGUAAUUUCCAUGAAUAUUGAUGAAAAGUUUUUACAUUAUAAUGUAGGGUUUGGUGGAGAUGGUACAGCUUUCAUGGGUUUUGAAUCCCUUGAUUAAUCUUGGUUAGAUCACCAUAGAAAGUAUGGAAGUACUGGACAGCCGUUUCGCCCACGAUCUUGUGACCAGGGUCCGAAUCCAGGACUCUCAGCUUCACACAUGAACGCUCAAAUUCUAGAUCACUGAACCGGGAUUCAAUCAAUUAAAUAACUUUAUUCUGGUAGUCUCUAAUUUUAUUAAUCUUAACCUCAUCUGAAUGUAUCAAUUUCCCAUUCGAUUUGUCAGUGUUUAAGAAAAUUACAACUCAGAUAUGAAUUCGUCUCACAAUAAGUUCAGUUUGUAAUCCACUUUUUUUUCAGGUCAGGAAUAUAUCAAUCUGAUACAUGUACACAUUAUAAUUUAAAUCAAAGUAUGUUACUUGUUGGUUACGGUUAUGAUAAUGAUGGUAACGAUUACUGGAUAUUACAAAAUAAUUGGGGAACAAAUUGGGGUGAACAAGGUUACGUGAAAGUACUUCGUAACAAUUGGAAUAUGUGUGGAAUUGCUUCAAUGGCAUUUCGACCAAUAUUACGAGGUUUUUAACCGUCCCGUACAUUUUUAACAUUUCAAUUUAUGUUACUUUAAUGACUAAUUAAGUAGUCAAAACUUUCAACAAAUAUUUUGAACUGUAAAUUAUAAAACCACUGAAACAUGUUCAUUGAUUUAAUAUUUUCCCAACUACUUAACAGAAACAACAAGAGGAUGAUGUUGACGAUGUAUUUAAAAUAGCUGAAAGCUUUCAUUGUUAGCUACCAUUUGAGGCCAUCAGGGUAAAUGUUCUUAAGUUGACAGUAUUGUAGUCUUUCUUAAUAAAUUUUACUUGUAGG
Molecule: messenger RNA, 1932 nt
Organism: Schistosoma curassoni
Lineage: Eukaryota; Metazoa; Platyhelminthes; Trematoda; Strigeidida; Schistosomatidae
Source: the annotation of a GenBank genome assembly